Molecule: messenger RNA, 1001 nt
Organism: Drosophila takahashii
Lineage: Eukaryota; Metazoa; Arthropoda; Insecta; Diptera; Drosophilidae
Product: aprataxin and PNK-like factor
Biological process (GO): double-strand break repair
Cellular component (GO): site of double-strand break; nucleus
Molecular function (GO): DNA-(apurinic or apyrimidinic site) endonuclease activity; 3'-5' exonuclease activity
Source: RefSeq, a predicted model, not a curated record
AGUGUUGCAAACUACCAAAACCAAAUACAAUUGCGUUCUUGUGAAAUACGAAUGUUUUGAACAACCUUACUUAUUUUAUUUCUUUAAAAUGAGUGCUUCGGAGGAAAUGGAAAAUGUUUAUAAAACGGCGGGGGGAACCAAUGGUUCGGUAGCAGAUGGUGGCACUAAAAGAAAGUCUCCCGAAGAACCCACAAGCAGUGAGGAUGAAAAUGAGGUGGAAAGCAGUCCAGUUAAGCGCGUAAAAUCAGAGGAGCCCGGGGUUUCAAUUAAAACGGAACCUAAUCCUGAUACUCCAGUUAAAGUAAAGGAUGAACCUGUUGAGGAGGCACAGGAAGACGAUAAACCCAGUAGCAGUGAUGCUACAAUCCCUGUAAAGACAGAACCAACAGCCAAUGAAAAUUCAACUGCAACUGAAGCUGCAUCGCCGGUGGUUAAGAUUGAACCCACCAAUUCCAAUGGAGAUGCCUCCGUUGACUCUUCAGUGUCCUCUAGCAGCAACCGUAUAUCCUGUCGCUUUGGCAUCCGAUGCUACAGACGAAAUCCAGCUCACCGGAGUGCUGAAGCCCAUCCAGGUGACCAGGACUACCGGCGUCCCGACUUUCCAGAGCCGCCGCUCGGAACUCCAGCUUGUCCCUACGGCAACGCCUGCUAUCGCCGCAAUCCGGUUCACUUUCAGGAGCACUCCCAUCCGCCGGAUUUCAAUUCCGCCCAGAACAUCCGCAAUCGCUUGCGCCAACGACGAGCCCAGCGGCAAAAUAAUCAAGACUCUGGAACGGAUGAUGAUGAGGAGGAGGAGGAGAAUCCGUUCGGAGGCGAUAAUGACAAUGAUGCGGACUAUCGUCCUGGCGCAGAUUUAGACGAAGAUGAGGAUGAUGAGCUGGAGUUUGAAAGUCAGCGCGUAAACAGCGAUGAUUAUGACUAAACUACACAUUCCAAUUCGUUGUUAACUUAGAUUAAUCACCAUUUAAUUCAUAAAUGUAUAUUCCAUUGUUGCAAACUUA